Messenger RNA from Alternaria viburni, 990 nucleotides. RefSeq lists its product as uncharacterized. Lineage: Eukaryota; Fungi; Ascomycota; Dothideomycetes; Pleosporales; Pleosporaceae. The transcript is spliced from 2 exons. The record is from RefSeq and is a predicted model, not a curated record. The coding region runs from base 1 to 990 and encodes 329 amino acids.
AUGGCACCCACCGGACUCACCCUCGAGAACGUACAGGCAUGGGCAAUCCGAGACUUCCGCGACCAAUUCAAGCACCUACCUGACGCGGGAGCAUUCCAUGUACAGUUCAACAUCGUCCGCGGGUACAACCACGACAACAGCUUCAAGAGCCUCGUGAUAGGCAGCACCCACACUAAGACAGGAAAGCCGGCGGACAUCCUCGCGUGGCUUGCAGGCAGCCGUAUACAGCUCGGAUAUAUUGGCAAGAAUCGGAAGGGAGAGCCUCAGGUCCGCUCACUAGCUUCUCCCGAGAAGGACACCUCGUCUUCGAAGUUUAAAUUUCCGUUCAAUUUCGUCCCUCCAAACCAAACCGAGACGGAAAUUGCGUGUUUCAAUGCCGUGUUACGCUACUACUUCCUUGCCAAAGGUUGGAGUAAAGGCGUAAUCGACGAAUCGGACGUCUUCAACAGAUUCGUAUCCAGGUUUCCUUACGCAUGUCAGGCUAUUGCAAACACAGUCGCGGACAGAUCAGCACCGGUUCCGAACUCACAUGCGCUUUGUUCCCAGAGGACUCCCUAUCUCUUUGAGCAGAUCGCCGACGACCCAUUUCCAGACCGAUCGUACACUGUAUUCAGCAGCCCGUCACCCAGUCCGCCGCCAAUUGAGGAUCCCAAAACGCCCCGGACACUACCCUCCCCACUUGAGCUGCGGGCCCGAUCUGGACAUUCACAAUCAGCCAGUCCUAGUGGGGACCAGAUCGUGGUACUCGAUGGAUCCAACGAUGCUGAUGAGCGAGAGGGCUCCGGGCUGCGAAACAAGCUUUUCGAUCUCAACAUCCGGCUAAUGAUUGCGGAGGGUCUCGCUCGGGAUGCUGAGAUAGCAGCGCGGACAGCUCAGGAAGAGGCACAGCUCUGGAGGAAACGAUAUGAAGAAGCCGAGUCGUACAGGAUCAAAUAUGAGGAGAUCAGGAGCCACUUUGGAUUGCAGGAGCAGGAUGAACGCAGAGCGUGA